GGUGAACAAGAGAAAGUCUGCCCACCUUGGGGCUCCCACCCCCCUGAGGGACCACAGUCUGGCCCAAGCAGAGACCCUGGAGCCAGAGGGAAUGGCCCCCGGGACCCAGAGGCCCCCAACCCAGCUUUUCCUUUCAGAUGGGCAUCGAAGGGAACCCUGUACCUGCCAAGGAGCCUCUUGCCCUUUGGAAGAUAUCGUUAAUCAAACUGGGCAGUUCUUCACUGCAUAAGGCACCACUAGUCUUUUUAGGUGUAACUCCUUGGACAUCAUCUUAAAUUUCCAGAGAUUCCAGAACUAUGUUGGAGAAAGAGGAGAGGAUGGCAGGAGCUGGAAUGGAUCAAGCCUAGCUCAGCUUUGGCCAGCUUGGGCUCUCAACUACAUCAGCUGCUCUGUCCUGGGAGGACUGAAGUCACGACCAUAGAAAAUGGACAAACAUGGAAGUGUUCCUGUCAGGUGGGACAUCUCUCUCUAUAUCAGGAACCAUGGCUGGGCUUUGCUCUCCCCCAGAGGAGAGAAUGGGCUACCCCCCACAGGUGGCCACACACAGGUGUACACAGAUGGGGUACGCAAAGAGGAAGUCUCCCCACCUUGGGGCUCCCACCCCCUGAGGGAUCUCAGUCUGGCCCAAGCUGAGGCCCUGGAGCCAGAGGGAAUGGCCCCCAGAACCCUGAGGCACCUUUCCCAGGGGUCAAUAACAUUCAAGGAUGUGGCUGUGGACUUCACCCAGGAGGAGUGGUGGCUGUUGGACCAUUCUCAGAAAGAGCUGUACAGGGAGGUGAUGCUGGAGAAUGUGCAGAAUCUACUCUCUGUGGUGUACAAAGAGGAAAUCUCCCCACCUCGCGGCUCCCACCCCCCUGUAAGACCACAGUCUGACCCAAGCAGAGACCCAGGAGUUAGAGGGAAUUGCUUCUGGGACCUAGAGGCCCCUAUCCCAGAGGCAGAGACUAAUUUUGAAGUGAAGGAGAUGUCUACAAAGCUGAACCUUUUUCUGGAAGGAUCUGGCCCCCAAAGUGGCUUGAAUCAGGGUUCCUGUGACUUCAUUUUGAGAGAAAUCUGUGACUCUUAUAUCAAGGUAAAUAAAAAUCCAAAGAGUGACUGUGAAUAUGAUGAAAUUAUGGGAAAAUUCGGCCAACAUUCAGUCCUAAAUCAGUAUAUGAAAUUGACCUCAGGAAUUGGCUGUUGUGGGGAUAGUGAAUACACCAAAUGUUUUCCUAAAAUAGUAGAAUUUAAUCAGUCACAUGAGAAACCACCAGAAAUAUCCAUGUAUCAAGGUAAUCUAGGGAGAAUUGCCUCUGGCUCAAGUUUAGACCUCACAAGACAUCCAAAGAGUAAAAAUGUAGAGAUGCUUUCUGUGAGUGAUAAAGGGAUGAAACCUUUCAUUCAGAAUUCUGAGCUGCAUUCAUAUCAAAUAAUAUACCCUGGGGAGAGACAACGUGAAUGUAAAGAAUGUGGAAAGGCCGCACACAGGGACAAUGUUUCUGCACAGCAGAGAAUCCACACUGCAGAGAAACCUUAUGAAUAUAAACAAUGUGGAAAGACUUUCAAACAGAGGAACCCUCUUGUUGUACAUCAGAAAACCCACACUGGAGUGAAACCUUAUGAAUGGAAACAAUGUGGAAUGGAUUUCACAGAGAGGGGGAAUAUUGCUAUGCAUUGGGAAAUCCAUGCUAGUGAGAAGUUUUAUGAGUGUAAACAUUGUGGAAAGGCUUUUACACAGAGUGGUUCUCUUGCUGCACAUCAGAGUAUCCACACUGAAAAGAAACCUUAUGAAUGUAAACAAUGUGGAAAGACUUUCACAAGAAGGGGCGAUCUUGUUAAACAUCAGAGAAUCCAUACUGGAGAGAAACCUUAUGCAUGUAAACAAUGUGGAAAGGCUUUCACAUGGAGGGUUAGUCUUGCUAUGCAUCAGAAAAUCCAUACUGGAGAGAAACCUUAUGAAUGUAAACACUGUGGAAAGGCUUUCACACAGAGGGGCACUCUUUCUGCACAUCAGAGUAUCCACACUGGAGAGAAACCUUAUGAAUGUAUACAAUGUGGAAAGGCUUUCACAGAGAGAGCCUCUCUUGCCAGACACCAGAGAAUCCACACUGGAGAGAGACCUUAUGAAUGUAUGCAAUGUGGAAAGGCUUUCACAGUGAGGGCCCACCUUGCUGCACAUCAGAGAAUCCACACUGGAGAAAAACCGUAUGAAUGUAAACAAUGUGGAAAGACUUUCACAUGGAGGGGCAAUCUUGCUAUGCAUCAGAAAAUCCACACUGGAGAGAAACCUUAUGAAUGUAAACACUGUGGAAAGGCUUUCACACAGAGUGGUUCUCUUGCUGCACAUCAGAGUAUCCAUACUGGAGAGAAACCUUAUGAAUGUACACAAUGUGGAAAGGCUUUCACAGAGAGGAGUUCUCUUGCCAGACAUCAGAGAAUCCACACUGGAGAGAGACCUUAUGUAUGUAAACAAUGUGGAAAGACUUUCACAUGGAGGGUCAAUCUUGCUAUGCAUCAGAAAAUCCACACUGGAGAGAAACCUUAUCAAUGUAAACACUGUGGAAAGGCUUUCACACAGAGGGGAUCUCUUGCUGCACAUCAGAGUAUCCACACUGGAGAGAAACCGUAUGAAUGUAUCCAUUGUGGAAAGGCUUUCACGAGGAGGGGAGAUCUUGUUAGACAUCAAAGAAUCCACACUGGAGAGAAACCUUAUGAAUGUAAACACUGUGGAAAGGCUUUCACACAGAGGGGCUCUCUUGCUGCACAUCAGAGUAUCCACACUGGACAUAAACCUUAUGAAUGUACACAAUGUGAAAAGGCUUUCACAAGGAGGGGUGAUCUUGUUAGACAUCAGAAAAUCCACACAGUAAAGGAACAUUAUAUAUGUAAACAAUGUGGAAGAGCGUUCACAAGGAGAGGCUGUUUUGCUAAGCAUCAGAGAAUCCACACUGGAGAGAAACCUCAUGAAUGAGGCUGAGCUUAUAGUUGACACUCUUAGUUAAUUUAACAGAAGAGGAUCCACACUAGAGAGAAACUCUAGGAGUAUGGUCCAUGUGGUAAGGCCUUCCCCUUAUUUCCAAGCCAGGAUUCUUUUUGAAAAGAAAUCUUAUUCCUUUCAUGAAUGAACAAAGACAUUGAAAUGGAAAGUACAGAGCUUGUUCAGUAUGAGAAAAUGGCUUCUGAACAGACCAGUUCCCGAUGGAUUUCCCAUAGGAAGACUUUCAGCCAGAGAUCAUCCCUUACUUCAUAUCUGAGAAUUCAUUGUGCAACAAAACUUAAUGAAUGUACUUAAGGUUAUGUGUUUUCCUCAGGAGGAGGGGGUCACUAUCAUUUGGAGAAAUGCAAAUAUUAACAAGUCUGAGGGACCAGCCCAUAUCUAUUAGAUCGGCUAUUAUUACAGAAAAUUAAAGUGACAAAAGUUGAAUGAGAUGUGGAAAGAUUGAAAAAGAAAUUAACUUUUGAAGAGUUGCUGUGAACUAAUUGAAUCAUUCAGGAGAGGUCCAUUUGGAACUAUGUCCAAAGUGCAUUAAAAAACAAAGGAUACAGACCAAUAUAUAUUAAAAAUAUAAAACACUUAAAGGAGCUCUUUUGGGGGUGACAAAAUUAUUGGAAAUUAAUAGUAAAUUCUUCAAUUGGCAAAUGGCUUAGUAAAUGGUGGUAUAUGAUUGUAAUUGAAUCCUAUGAUUUUAUCAUUAAUGAGGAUAAGGAGAAGCUCAGAAAAACUUGGAAAGACUUGAGAACUGAUUCAGACUUUUAAAUUUAAUAUAAUCAGAAUUAUCCAUUUUAUGUUUUGUAAUGUUCCCUGUCUCUUGUUUGGUCUUAAAUUCCUUCCUUUCCCAUAGAUCUGACAGGUAUACUAUUUCACAUUCCUCUAAUUUACUUAAAAUGUCACUCUUUAUGUUAAGUCAUAUGCCCAUUAUGAACUUAUCUUGGUAUAAAGUGAGAAAUUAAUCUAAAUCUAAUUUUUCCCAUACUCUUUUCCCUGAAAUUUUUGUCAAAUAGUGAGUUCUCCUUCCUAAAAGCUGUGAUCUUUGGAUUUAUCAAACACUAGCUUGCUUAGUUCAUUUAUCCCUAGUCUAUUCCAUUGAUCCACCCUUCUGUCACUUAGCUAGUACUAUAUUGUUUUGAUGAUCACUUGUUUUAUAAUAUUGUUUGAGAUCAUGUGAAACUCAGUGUCUAUCCUUCCCCAUUUUAAAAAUUAUUUCCUUUGAUAUUCUUGAUCCUUUGUUCUUCCAGAUGAACUUUGUUAUAAUUUCUGCUAAUUCUAUGAAAACUGUAACAGUUAAAAUUUAGGAAUAUGGGGAGACUGAGGCAGGUAGAAAUUAGUUUCUCUCUGCAAGGAGUAUUAUAUUUUUUAGAGGUUUAUUAAGGAUUAAGGAUUAAAGAAUAUACAAGUAAGAAACAUGUGCCUAGGCCAGAGGCCUAGACAAAAUAACCUCACAUCAUGGAAGAGACACCUCUGCUCCAAAACGGAAGUCCAAAAAGAGCCCAAAAACCUUUGCCACCAGCUUAAAUCCUUCCUCAAUCUCUGCCCACCUCAGAAUUGCGUGAGAUUACAAAGCAUUUUGGGGAAGUGGAGCAAAGGCUUGUGGGGAUUGUAGUCCUGUAUUCUAGUCUAUUUUUUACAUUCCUCCAUUUGAUCCUCUGGGAAGAAGUUUUUCCCCAAAGGAUCAUGAAAACAUACUCAAUUUAAAGAUUACAAUAAUUUGAAGAUGAGGAAAAAAAGAACAAAACCAAUAAUUACUGGACUCAUUGACAGAAAGGCAGUUAGGGGGCAGUCCCCUUUGGCAUGAAAGUAUACAUGCAAAUAAAUGUUCAUUAACCACACCCAAAGUUCAUUUUUGUGCACUUAUGGUCUGGAAGAUUCUUCAUGGUGGCUUCUCCAAUGGUUCAGUUCUGGAUUCAGAGAGGUAGCAUCUUCUUUACCUAAAAUUCUUCUCAAAAGGAAUUUAAACUUUGCAAUUUAAAUAAUGAUUUUUUUUUUUACAUUCCCACCGUUAAGAGGGUGAUCGACAAAUACAGAAUCACUUAAGGAUGCAUGGCUGAGGUAUGAGGUAUAUGAAUCAAUUGGCAAGAGAAAUUAAAAGAUAUCAGAAAAAUCAAAAAGAAAAGAAAAAUUUCUGGAUGAAAAUAUAGACUAUCAAAGUCUUAUGUGUAAAAAUUCCAAGUAAAAGAAAAAUAAAUCUAUAACAAGUCCUUGAAUCAGGGCCCAAUUAAAAUGAUCUAAGCAAUGAUGCAUUUACCCAGUCAGUAGCCAGGACUACAGAAAGGUACCACACUAUGAGAGGCAGAAAAGGGGACCAGAUUAUAGGAGCCAAGGUUUCAGGGAUACUCAUCUGUGAGUAUUUUCAGAGUGAGUGUGGAUACAAGGACAACCUAUGUUGUAACAUGUUAAACACAGUAACCUCGAGUCUUCACACUAGGUUCAAGACCUUUGUAUUGACCUAGAAGUGCAUCAAUCCAUCCUGGAUUGGCUUUUCUUUGGCUCUGUGCAAUGGCUCUUGUGUGUAUAUCUUGUCCUGGAAUCAGAAUCAUUAAGCAGAGUCCCAUAAUUUAUUUAAAUAAUUAGUGGCAUCGUUUUUAUAGUCAUAAGCUUGUUGGGCAUGCUCUGACAAAUGUAUUUCAAACUUAUAGUACUGAAAAGUCAAAAAGUUAAAGAAAAUCUUAAUGCUGGUGACAUGUGCUUGAAAUAUAAAAAGGAGAGAAAAAAUUAAAUCAAAAACAAAUAGUAUAUUACACAUGCAAGAAAAACAAUAAUAAAAGAGCUUUAAAAAAUUCAAAAAUAUAGCUUAUAAUCAUUGACACUCUGUGUCAGCUAAGAAAAUAUAAAAUGCAAGGCUUUCUCACCAAAAAUGAGAUCCAUUUCCUCUUAAUAUCACAGUGAUCAGCCUGUGAAUAGAAGGCAAAUGAAUUGAACAAGUUAACAAUUUUUCAUUUUUAAAAUACAGUAGUACAAAUAUGUAGGUAUUGAAAUCCCCAAAAUUCUCAAUAGUCCAAUUAAUUACAAUAGCAAACAAACACACUGGCAUUUUAAACCUAUGAAUUGAUGGAUAUUUGUCACAAGUUUUACAAUCAUAGCAAAUCUUUCAACCUUGAUAUUUAAACAUAUUUUUUAAAACAAAGUAAAACUCAUCUUGGGUUUAGAACAUAAUCAAGAAAUCUAUAUAUCAUUCUGGUGCAAGUAAAGUAGUGAGCUGAAGAGUAUAAAUAAAGGGGUGCUCCUUUUUCUUGGAGGCUUUUUAGGGGUACAAAUGCCCUGAGAUUAACUGCCCAACUUCCAUUCACAUGUGGGAAGGUUGGGGUUUAUAGAAUACAUUUCACUUCAGCUACUAGAAUGGGCCUUACCUCAUGGUAGGGGCAGGCAAAAUAACCAGAGAUUGUUAAAAAAAAAAUUUCCAAAAAUCAUAUUUAAAAAGCCCUUAAAAUCAUUUGAGGUAUUUAGCACAUUAAAUUUUUCCAAGGUUGUUAUACAAUUAUAACCAGUCCUGAAGUCCAUCUAUGUGAUAAUUUACAAAGUCAAAAUAGAAAGGCUGUUUUCUUUUUCAUAUGGGCUUAAUUACAAUAAUAUUUGUUCAGCACAGUUAUAGGGGGAAAAAAAUAGAAUUUCAAAACUCGGUACAUUCAAAAUAAAUUCAAUUAACCUUCAGUGCAAGAGAAUAUUGAAUCCAGUAAUAUAUGAACUUAAAAUCACAAAGUUAAACCAUAACAAAAAAUGCAAUAGGAUACAGAGAUUUUUAUAAACCAUUGGAGUCUGAAAUGCCUUAGAAUAUAGCCUUUAGUCUCUUCAAAGUUCCUUGGGGGUUUAUCCAUUUAAAUGUCUAUUGUCAGAAGGCAGAGUGGUAAGGGCUAAGCAAUGAGGUCUAAGGGGUCUGCUCAGGUCCCCAUAGCUGGGAAGUAUCUGAGGCCAGAUUUUAACCCAGGACCACAUGUCCUCAAGUCUGGCUCCCAGUUGGUUGAGCCACCCAUUUGCCCCUUCAAAGUUAAAGUUGAAUCUUUGGGCUGGAUCUUUCUUCUGGCACGCAGGUGAAAUCAAUGAAAUUACCAGAACAGUCAAAAGGUAUCCUUUUAAAUAGCCCAUUGCUUAAAAAUCUGUUUGAAAAGUCUGUUUCUUCUCUCUCCCCUGCUAUGAAACCCCUGUGGUCAAUAUCCCCAUCCACGUGGAGGCUUAGCCUAAGGGAAAAUUACCUGUUCUCUUUUCCCUCUCGUCUCUCCCCUCCGCCUACGUGGCCAAUACUGUUACCAGCUGGUCGCAAUGAGUCCUGAGCUAUCUGCUCCAAGGAUCUGGGUGAUGAGCCGGUUGGGGUCACGCUCGUGGGUCUGGGGCUGGGGUGAUGAGACAGACCGCCAGGGUGGGUAGGGCCGGGAGCUGGAGCACAGACAGGUAGGGCCAGGAGCUCGGGCACCAGGUGAGAGGCCAGGAGCAGAAGCGGGAGCCGGAGAGGGCCGCAGGCAGGAGCUGAUCAAGAUGGUUUUCUAAAGAGCAUCUUGGAGAAAUGUGGCUUUAAAAAAAUUAUUAUCUAGGCUAAAAAAUUUGAGAAGUUCUCAUCCAAUCUAGUGGUUGCCAGCUUGAUAAGUAUAGCUCUGAAUAAGUAAAUGACUUUAGGUAGUAUUGUCAUUUUUAUUAUAUUAGCUCAUCCUAAUGUAGUGUAGAAAGGAAAGAGAUAGAAAUGGGUUGAAAUAUAAGUGAGAAAAAUGACUUUUUUUAUUUAAAAAUUUUAUUUAAUUAAGAAUAUUUUUCCAUGGUUACAUGAUUCAUGUUCUUUCCCUUCCCUCCCCCCGAAACUGAUGCUCAAUUCCACUGGGUUUUACAUGUAUCAUUGACCAAGACCUAUUUCCCUAUUAGUGAUAAUUGUACCAGGGUGAUCAUUUAGAUCUACAUCCCCAGUUAUAUCCCCUUUGACCCAUGUAGUCAAACAGUUGUUUUUCUUCCCUGUUUUUGCUCCCACAUUUCUUUUCUCCAGAUGUGGAUAGUGUUCUUUCUCUUAAGUCCCUCCAAAUUGUCCUGGAUAACUGCAUUGCUACUAAUAGAGAAGUCCAUUACAUUCAAUUGUACCAUAGUGUAUCAGUCUCUGUGUACAAUGUUCUCCUGAUUCUGCUCCUCUCACACUGCAUCAAUUCCUGGAGAUCAUUCCAGUUCACAUGAAAUUUCUCCAGUUUAUUAUUCCUUUGAGUACAAUAGUAUUCCAUCACCAACAUAUACCACAAUUUGUUCAGCCAUAUUCAUCCCCUCAUUUUCCAAUUUUUUUGCCACCACAAAGAGCACGGCUAUAAAUAUUUUUGUACAAGUAUUUUCCUAUAUUAUCUCUUUGGGAUACAAACCCAUCAGUGCUAUGGCUGGGUCAAAGGGCAGGCAAUCUUUUAGCGCCCUUUGGGCAUAGUUCCAAAUUGCAAUCCAAAAUAGUUGGAUCAAUUCACAACUCCACCAGCAAUGCAUUAAUGUCCCCAUUUUGCCACAUCCCCUCCAACAUUUAUUACUUCCCUUUGCUUUCAUGUUAGCUAAUUUUCUAGGUAUAAGGUGGUACCUCAGAGUUGUUCUGAUUUGUAUUUCUCUAAUUAUGAGAGAUUUAGAACACUUUUCCAUGUGCUUAGUGAUAGUUUUGAUUUCUUUAUCUGAAAAUUGCCUAUUCAUGUCCCUUGCCCAUUUAUCAAUAGGGGAAUGGCUUGAUUUUUUUUUACAAUUAAUUUAGCUCCUUAUGAAUUUGAGUAAUUAGACUUUUGUCAGAGGUUUUUGUUAUAAAGAUUUUUUUCCCACUUUGUUGCUUCCCUUCUAAUUUUGGUUGCAUUGGUUUUGUUUGUACAAAACCCUUUUAAUUUAAUGUGAUCAAAAUUAUUUUACAUUUUGUAAUUUUUUCUAAUUCUUACUUGGUCUUAAAAUAUUUCCUUUCCCAAGGAUCUGACAAGAAUACUAUUCUGUGUUUACCUCAUUUAAUUUUUCCUUCUUUAUAUUCAAGUGAUUCACCCAUUCUGAGUUUAUCUUGGUGUAGGGUGUGAGAUGUUGUUAUAAACCUUAUCUCUCCCAUACUGUUUUCCAAUUUUCCCAGCAAUUUUUGUCAUACUGAAUUUUUGUUCAAAAGCUGGGGUCUUUAGGUUUGUCAUAAACUGUCUUGCUGAAGUCACUUAACCCAAGGCUAUUCCACUGAUCCUCCCUUCUGUUUCUUAGCCAUUACCAUAUUGUUUUGAUGACCACUGCUUUAUGGUACAGUUUAAGAUCUGGUACUGCUAGACCACCUUCCUUCACAUUUUUUUUCAUUAUUUCCCUUCAUAUUCUUGAUCUUUUGUUUUUUCAAAUGAACUUUGUUAUAGUUUUUUCUAAUUCAGUAAAAAAAAAUUUUCUUGGUAGUUUCCAACAUAUCAAGGCAGCAGGAGUUUGAAAGAGAAAUGGUUUUACAGAACUUGGUUUGGCCACAUGCUAGGAACCUGAUGACAGGGGAUUCUGGAAUCCAGAGAGAGGAUUUGAAGGGACACCAACCAACUGAAAGGGCUUUUGCUUCCUGUCCUUGUAGCUGAGUGGAGCGGAGGUAGCGGAUCACUGUUGUUCCUGCUGUGAUAAUAUCUACAGUGAGGUUGAAGGGAAGUGUUUAUACCUACUGGGAAAGUGCCUUUUCUCACUAAGAAGAUCCUUAUAACAGCCUGAUCUGAUCAAGAGAUGUGUUGGUGUGAGGGCCUGAGGCCAAACUCAGAGCCUGACCUAGCUGGGUUGAACUCAGUCAUCAAGAGUUCCUUCCUUGAUCAUCACAAGAUUGUUACAUCUUGUGAAACAACAAAGAGGAUUAAUUAGAGUCAGGUAUAGAUAGUGAGGCUUAAGGAUCUUAGCCAAAGGCAGGAAAGGGCUUAGGGGGCUUCAAGAAAAAUGAAGAAUUUCCCAUGUGGGAAAUGUAGAAGGGGAAGCUAGUGAGACUUAUUAGUUUGGGAAACCCUGUUCCUUAAUCCUCCUUCCUAAUCCUUUCAUUUUAUUAUCACUAACUCUUUUAUUUGUUUACCAACACUGCUUGGAGGCCUGAUCUCACACUGGUCUCAGUAAGUUGAGGCCAUUGUCCUUACUUCACUGAGGGAUGCUGAGGGUUCACAUAUUUGUGAACUUGGUUAUUUCACUACCCAAGAACAAUGAAUGUGUUUCCAAUUGUUUAGAUCUAGUUUUUUUUUGUGUGUGUGUGAUACAUGUUUUGUAGAUGUGUUCAUAUAAUUCCUCAGUCUCUUGGCAAAAGGAUUCUUAAAUAUUUUAUAUUUUCCAGAGUUGAUUUUAAAUGGAGUUUCUCUUUCUAAUUCUUGCUGUUGAAUCUUGUUAGAAAUAUAUAAGAAUUCUGACGAUUUAUGUAGAUUUAUUUUUAUCUUAUAACUUUGCUAAAAUUAUUAAUUAGUUCUACUAGCUUUUUAGUUGAUUUUCUAGGAUUCUCUAACUUUACCUUCAUAUCAUCUGCAAAGAGUGAUUGUUUAGUUCUGGAUCAAUUUUUGUCCCCAUCCAAAGGCCUGAUCAAAUGUUUUGUGUUCAUUCAAAUCACUCUAAACAAUAUAAAUUUUUUAAUAAUAAAUAAUAAAGGAAUAUAAUAUAAAAAUAAAUAAAUGAAUGAAUAAAAUAAAUAAUAAAAUAAUAUUUUAAGAAUCGUAUGAUCAGUAGUGAACAUCAUUCAUUCUGGACUUAAGAGGUGUACGGGAAAUGAUUACAGGAAGGGCUUCACCUUGAGAUCAUACUUGACUAGACACUGGAAACAUUAUGCUUGAGAUAAGAUUCAAUGUCUUGUAUUCAGUAGGUAAGGCGUUUUUCUCUAGUCCUGUCUUCAUAGACUGUGCCACAGACAAAGCCCUCACUAAACACUCCAAAUUUCAUACUGUACCAAAAAAAUACCACAAUGAUAAGGACUUUUUCUCUGAAAUCCUAAUGUUCAUCAUUCUUCCUCACUAUUUGUUGGCAUUCUUCUGUUAUAAUUUUUUUAGUCAUUGCCUAGUUAAUUGGCACUCAACUAGUUUCCUGUUUUUUGCUGGCACAUAUAGGUCUUUUCAAGCAAAUAAGAGGUAAUGAGGAAGAUGUAGAAUUGAUAAAAGUUAAACUGUCUGCAGAUUUCUUAAACCUUUUCUGACUCAAGGUAAAGGAAAAAGCAUAUGAAUUGGGAAACAUCCAACUAGAGUUCUUUUUUGCUGAAUUUCUUUUGUAUUUUGUAAUUCUUUCAUUGGAAUUCAAGAAUUAUGUGUUUCUCACUACAAAAAGGAAAACAUUGAAGGGGCUAAAGGGGAACAAGUCCAUGUCUGUGAAAACUCCCAGAAAAAUAAAUUGUGAUGGUCUGGGGUAAAAAUCCUAUCAAUGAGAUCCAGUGUAGAGUAUUGAGAUUCUGUGAAGACAAAAAUUUGGAAAGAGAAUAAAGAAAAUAAAGAGUGGGUGAUUACAGUAUAUGAAGAUUAAAGGGGAAAACUUUUUCUUUGUAAACUUAUAAGACUUUAUGAAGUCAAUUGAGUAGGCAAAGCAAUCAGCCUUGCAAAAUCAGAUCUUGUUUGGGUUAUGGGAUUUCUAAACAAGGAAAUGGAAUCCUUAAUGAUGUAUUAAUUUGACUAUGGUACCGCAAUGAUUUCUAAAAAUUGAUCUUUAUACAGGAUGAGUUCUAAUGUAAAUUAAAUAAAAUAAAAUAAAACAAUAGAUUGAAAUCUCUUCUCUGUGUAUUAAUCCUGGAAUAUUUUUUGCUCCAAGUUGUGAGUGUAGCAUCCCAAGCAUAUUCACAUCUAUGAAAUAUAAAUGACUGUAUGGCUACUGUGUCUCCAAGCAUAAGGUUAUACCAAUGAGGCUUGUGAAUGUAACCUUGAACUGGCCAUGAGGCCCUUGGCUAAGACAAACUCAUUAACAUGCUCGGACUCAAUUCCCCGGGAAAGCAGGGUUUGCAAUCUACACGCCCAAAGGUGUUCCCUCUACCUUGCCACCCAAUCUUGAUUGUCUAUACUUUGUGAUGUGGCUACUACGUGCUUGGGAGUACCGCCCAGGCAGGACAGGAAUAAAAUCCAGAGGCAAUCCCAUGAACUUCCUCUUGGCUCUUGGCCUUUCUCCCUUCCAUGGAGCUCCACUGGGCUCCUCAAUGACUAUGUCUCUCUCCUCUUGACCUUCUCCUUCCCCGAGGCUGUAACCAUCUCGGCCUGCAUUUCCUAUCUUAAUCUCCUCCUCCACCUCGUGUUCCUUUGUACUCAUACUCUCCUAUCAAAGGGAGUAUCAUAGGGAUUGCCUGCCCUAUCCAACCACUGACUUGUCCGUGUCUUUCAUUUCCACCCUGGUUCUCGGUUCCUACCUCUCCUCGGGUCCCAUCACAAAGGUGAGCCCCUUCCCUUGUGGGACCCUGCUGGUCAGGGAAGUCCAUUAAGGAAAACCCCACACUUGGCACCCCGGAUUUGGGAGUGAAAUUCCUUUGUCACAGGCAUUCAAGCACGUGCAACUUGAGGAGCGACCACUGAGGUACGGAAUCACAAAGGCGUGACCUUGCAGGUGGCCUCUGAAGGUGAGAGAUGUCUUUUUUUUCAAUUUCUUAUUUUAGAAAUUAUUUAGAACUGGGUCUAUAAGCCUCAUCAUAUACUUGUCACCUUAGACGGUUAAUGUCUCUGAUUGAACAGAAAGGUAUUGAGAUCUCUGAAACAUUGCGUAAGUGGGCACUGAAGCAAAGCCUGAAUUCCCGCAAGGGGAGUUCCCAAAGUGCAGCUAUGAGAUCUGAUGGGUAAAAGAAAAAACGAGGCCGUGUCAGAAAGACAGAAAGUAUCGCAAGUCAGUCGGAACACUUGGGAAACUACAAGGAUGGCCUUGACGGCACAACCUGUGCAGACUUUAGGCAUCACGGGUGCUGGAAAGCCAAGCCUCAGUCUAACCCUAAUUCUCAGAAUGAGGAAGGCCCCUCCAACUGUGGAGGGAAAAGCCUCUGCUGUAACCUAUCUCUUAGGGCAGAUGGCUGAGAGAGCGCUAUGGGCAAGUCUAACACUUUCUCCUAAUCCUUUCACUAUGGAGGAUUCCAUUCUAAAAAGUGCAGAAGCCAUAGUUUGGCUCACGGCUCCCUCCUCUACCUUUUAAAACGUGGGAAAUGAGGCAAAGGGCGUUCAACGCAAAGCCAUUUCAGCAUCCCGAUCAUAAGGUAGAAGAAUCUUUCCAAACGCAAGAGGAAGUCCCUUCCUCGGAAGCUUUCAGCCUUCUCCAGCCACCUUCAUCCUUUAAGGCUUCUUGUCUUGUGCAGCCCGCCCCCUCCCCCGCAGAACUCUGCAAGCCAAAACAGCAUUAAGGAGGCUACAGAGAGCCCCCUGCAAAGGAGAAGCAGGAUUUCUACAUUGUGCUGAAACAUGCAAAAAUAUGGGAAGCUCCCAGCAUUACAGAACCGAUCAAAACUCUUUAGCAACAAAUUUUACACCAGAUGAUUGGAAAUUAAGGAAAAUAUUACCUGCUGCUAAGAUCGAUUCUGAUUAAAGUGCUACAUUAAACAAGGAGGAUUGACUUAUCUUUCAGUCUUUUGCCCUUCCUUUCACUAAAGAUACUAACAAUAUACUUAAAUCACUUCCUUCAGCUGACUGAUCUAUCCUUGCUAUCUCUCCCCUGUCUGUUGCUGCAGAAACAGACAGAAAUAUUCUAUGUCAACCUCUGCCUCCAUCCAUGCUUAAUGUAGUAUUAUGAUCAUUUUAAAUGUAUAGAAAUAAGCAGGUAGAAAUGUUUCUUCUACAAAACUUAGAAAUGAUUCCAAUAGUACAGACGGAAGCUUAAUUCAGCCUACGGCCAUUGAAAUCCUGACUCCUCUAGAAAUCCAAAGCAGAGUAUCAAGCUUCUAGCUAAAGCAUACGGGGCUAGAUAAGACUAACACUGACAAGUCCUAGAACCAAACCAUUCUCAUCAAUUAAAUAUAAGUUCAUGGCAAGAAAUUACUUAAACAUUGCUUAUUGCAAAAGUGAGGCAAGAAAAAAGCCAAAAAUCAUAACUCUGUGCCAUAACACUGUUCUCUACCAGAAGUUACCUGGCACAGGUGAAUGGGGAAAGCUUAAUGAGCAACGCUUAAACUUAGAGCAAACCUUUAAUCACUUUGGGCUACUAGCGUAAGGUUAAAGUGCUGUGAGAAGACAAUCCCUCACAUGAGGACCAUAAGAUCGUAUCAAAGCAUGAAAAUAUUCCUUAAGCACCUAAAGGAAGACCAGUUUAAAAAAGGCAGAGCACGUGUUUGCCCUAACUAGGAAGCAAACAGACAUUUUGCUCUCAAGAGGACAAACGGAGCAAAAAGACUUUCUUAUCAGCAAACCUCUCCACCAGUUUAGCAUUUCUAAAAGGAACAGGCCUUUUGUAGCAGCACCAGAGAAUGCCGGAGGACUAUGAUUUAAAUGUAAAGGUAUAAACCUGUUAUGUCUUUCAAACAGAUCUUUGCUAAAAGAUGGUAUUAUUAUGAAGCAAAAUUUAAAAAUUAAAUUGUCUUAAUUUGGAUUGGACAUGGCAAAAUUACAUAAGAAGGUCCAAUUGUAUUUCUUAUAAGGCAAAGUUUUAAAGUUUAAAAAUCUUUCUCUGACUUUUGUCAUAUGCUACAGGAGAUAUUUUAUCUGUAAUAAUAUUUUUAAAUGAAUUAUUGUAUAACUGUAGGCCAAAAACCAAGGUAUAAACACAAAUUUAUCAAGGUUUUCAGAGGUAAAUCCUCAUGGACUCUUGCAACCAUGUGACUCACUACCAAAACUAUUUGGACCUGGAAAGGAAACUUAAUUCAGCAGUUUCAUAAAUUGAUCCUGCCAUAUAGCAGGCAAUGCAUCUACACCUCAGGUUACAAGUUUUUAUGGCAAAUAUUGAAUAUUAUCAAAAGCAAAAUGAAUAAUCAGUGCAAAUUUUUAAUUGACUAGCAUCAAUUGGCAUAUGCUUUAGAAAAAUUUCCAAUAUAUUCCAAUUUUAAAGAUGUAGGAAUCAUUAAAUUUUUAAACAGUACAUAAGGUCAACAAGGAUAAAAAUUAGCAGCCAUUAUUUAAAAACCUGGAUAAAGUUCAAAAAUUGUAUAUAAAGCACAUUACUGCUACUUUAUCCAAAAAGCAAAUUAAUUAGAAUUACUCAAUAUCAAAAUAAUAUAGCAUCAAUUCUAAAUAUGAGACACAUUCUCAGCAUUGCAAGGCAUCAGAGUAAAAACAGUGCUGGUAGGAUUCAAAUUGUUAAUCAGUAGUAAAUUAUUAAGGUUAUUAAUUAAUUUGAUUAACCAGUAACAGUGACCUAUGUGUGGUUUAGAAUGGGCAACACUACCACUUAUUCAAAUUGCAUAUAUCAAUCCUGAUCAUUAUUGCAGUCUAAAACCAAUUACUAGUGUACAAGCUCAAAUGUUACUUGCACCAGGUGGUCCAUUCUUGGCAACAGAAUUUUGUAAAACUCUUAGGUAAAAUUGAUAAUUCCAUUCAAAUUAUCAAAAUCCUUUCAGUCAUGAAUUUAAAUUUGACAGUUUAAAAAUAAAAAUAUCACAGCAAUCGCUAUGCUUACAUUUACUGCAUCUAUUUAGGGUACAGCAGAUAUUGUUAAAUGCACAGUAUAAGUUGAUACAAAAGCAAAAGCUACAUGCAGAUAGGCUACUGCUUAAGAUCACAGCACAGGCUGGUAAAAUCAAAUGUGAUUUAUGGUAUAAUGCUUUUAUGAGCAUUGGUUCAAAACGUGAAUAUUAAACAUCUAUGCAGGCCUUAUUGCAAAGCCAAGGUGAAAUCAUUAUCAACGGCAAAUGGCCUGGAGGACACGGCUUUGGGCAGACACAGAUCACUUGCACUCUCUGACACAUCAGAGUGCCAAGUCCAGUAUUCCUCCAUAGUUUAUGCACACAAGUGAAAUUGGCUACCAGUGCAAAAUCUUGUGAAUGUUAUCAUGUCACUCGUGCACCUCAAACAGGUGUCUGAACUGGACAUUGUGGACUAAGGGAGGCAUUACUACAUGCCCCUGUGGUAUAAAAAUUUAAAAGCUGACAUGUGAUGGGAGAUAAUCACUCUCCUGAUGUAUAGGAUUAAGCUUAAAAUAAUAAAGUAUGCAAAGUUAUUACAGAUCUUUUAAAUAAUUGGGCAGAUCUAACUAUUCCAAAACAAUUGUGAAGUAACAGUGCUUGUAACAGCAAUACAUGGGCUGACUGGGAUAAUCCAUGGCCUAAAUGCAAGCAAUUUCAAAAGGGCUCAAAGGAAUUGAUAAGCCCCAAACUCAAAACACAAGGAGAUAUUUUCAGCCACUUUCUAAUUUAACAAGACCCAACAAGGCUUUCUUUUGGGGUCGAGAUUUCUGUUUAUUUUCUCAGAUACCAGAAGUCCAUGGAAGAAAACUGAAAUGAUCCAGCUGAAAGACAGUCUGCCCAGAAAGUCAAUGCAGAUGUGCCUGGCACCAUCCACAACAUGGCACCGAUGCCAGACAACAGGAAAAGCAGCCAAUGAGCUGGAAAAACCAUCACUGCUCUAUAGGCAGGUCUAAUGCAAUAUCCACACAAAUAUACUUGUAUGAAAGACAAUCUACCUAGAAAAAAAAUAUCAUUGUUACUCACUAGCAUUCUAUUAUGCCAGUAUAUGGGUAUUUGUUGUAAGAUCUAAGUUCAUCAUGUACCUGAAAACUUCAAAGGGUAUUUGUACAAUAUGUAACCUGCAAUUAUUUUAGUGGAAUUGUUCCAUGUUACCCAAAUUUGACCAAAUGAACAUCAUACUAUUGAAAUGUUAUAACAAUACAGUGAAUACUGUCCAAUUGUAACACAUUGUUGCUAUCAUCCAAAAUGUAUGUAUAAUAUUUACCUUAUAGGGUUCAUAUUAAAUUUGUAAGAACGAAUUAGGUCUUCAUUAGAAUCAAUCUUAUUCAAAAGUUUUUGGAAAAGCAUUGAAGCUUUUAAAAAGAAAAACGGGGUGGAAAUGGUAUUACUAACCAUCUAUCUCUCUUACACCCCAGAAGGAAUAUAAGCUAAUAUUAUUAAAUCACAAUUCCCAUGUAAUGAUAAACGUUGCAUUGUAUGUUGUACAUGGAUUGGGCUGAAUAUUGCCAGGAGAUUAAGACUGUCAGGGACCCAACAGGAUGAUAAUUUUGGGUCGAGGUUUUGUAUGUUUACAGAGAGUGAAAACACCUGGUCACCCACCAAGCACGUCAUGCCAUGAGGCACGGGACCAGGAAGAGAAGCAGACGAGGAACAUCUAUGAUGCCAGCUGAUUGCAUACCAAGCAAGCGGGAAGAAACCAUUAUUGGUGACUAUAAAAACCAAACACUGACAUUACACUACUUUUAAUGACAUUUACUAUUCUACUGAAGGACAAUGGUCAUGCUGACAUCCAUUGGUCUUUUAUAACUAAACCAAUAUCAAGCAUGUCAACUUGUAUGGACUAAACCCCACUCAUAUAUUUGUGACGUCAGAUGGAUCCCACACUGCAAAGACUUUAUCAUGGGAUCAAAAUCGAAACAGCCAUAAUUGUUCAAACACUAAUGUAUAUCUUUCAUUUUGGAUAUCCGUUAUAUAUGUCAAAAGGAAAUUUAUUUUGUAUGCAUUGUAAAACUCCUUGUAUUGUGAAAAAUUGGUCUAUUGACAAGGGUAUAGACAUUGGUAUGAAUCUCCAAAAGGACAGGAGAUAGACAUUUUUCAUAAAUGUGUUAUAAAUAACACAAACCUAGCAACCCUGACUACAAAAAUUAUGUUCAGUGCAGGAGAUGCUGAACAGGAAUGUUCAAUGCACAGAUGGUCCUGAUACCACUCUUAAAAAAGGGAUGAGAUAUCAGGCAAAAUGCACUUUAGAAAUUUUUAAUUAGGAACCAACAUUAUUGAAAAUUGAUCAUCUACAUCCAUGUGUAGAUUAUAUUCCUGACAAUGACUAUGUAGACAUUAUGUGCCAACUGCCAUUGCUGUAGUUAAAGGUUAACAUCAUUGUUGAUCACUACUCCUGAAACCCCAUCCUCAUGGAAACUCUUUCUUGCUCUCUAACACCAGUCCCAGAAUUCAGACGGCCGCUGGAUUCGGGGUCUAUUAACUUCCACUUCCAAGUACUGGAAGAUGUUUUGGUACAUGAAAGUAAAGCCUAGGUUGGACAAUCUCUGUGGACGCGCAGUUGUUGAACCUCCUAGAUGGAAUAGGUUAUUACAUACAUACAUGGAGCAAGGGCAAAGUAUACACUAAGAUGCUCUUUUUUGGAGUAUGUAUUGAAAAUAGGAAAAAAAAUUUUGGCACUAAUAAGCUUGUAGAAAAAGCACAUUGAAUAUUAUUCAUUUACAACUAGGAAAAGUAAGUUACAUCAAACUCCGUAUGAUCAAGUAACUGUGGAAAUCGCUUCUACAUAGAAAGCAACUCAAGCUUCUAUCAGUCCAAACAUAGGUUUGGUGGAAUGAAUUUUGCAAACAUUGGUUAUAUUAUAUUCUUGGUCAUUAUAUUGAUUAAUUCAUUUAUAGCAGAGAUUUAAAUAAGGCUCAUAUAAGAAAUAUGCAGCCAGAAUGUACAAAGUCAUUUCAUUAGCUUCAUUUUUGUUAUGUCUUCAACAAAUCAAAAUGUUAUAUUUAUGGCAAAAUUGAUAUUUGUAUUAAUGUUUGCACUACUGUUUGAAAAAUGUAAAAGAUGCUAAUAUCUUUGGUAUGCUAUUUAAAAAAAGGGGGAUAAGACAGAAAGUAUUUUUAAGAACAUUUUUAUACCAUUUUUAUAUCAUUUUAAUCCUAUUGAGCAAUUUUGAUUUGAUGCUCUCACUAUUUUCCCUGAAUAUUUUGAUUAUAUUAUGUUGUUUUCAUUUUUCUCUUAUAUUUUGAAAAAUAUUUCAAGUACUUUUAACACUCUAAUCCUGAGCAAUGAAGGUGCAAAUGUUAAUAUGUACCCAACAGCAUCAGAUUACAAGAACGUGACAGCAUUUGUCAAAGUUGCAGGUGACUUUACUGGGAAACCAUCACUGAUUGCAUAAAAAGGGAAUGCAGAGGACACCUCAAUGGGCCAGAUAGCCAAAGCCACACACACAGGCAUAUAUUCCAUAAGAGAUGGAUAUAUGUGGACUGCUGAGGUUGGAGGUCCUGGGACACGGUGCUUGACACCCUCAUUCACAGGUGGCUCGGGUAUCAAAGUCCAACCAUAUUGCCAUGUGGCAGGCAUCUAGGCGGGUAUAUCCCAAAAAUGCAUAAUCAGUACAAGGGAGAAAAAGGAAAUUCCCCUUCAUAUCCAGAUACAGUCAUCUUUUAUCUUGCUACAAAAGCACUGGCAACUUCUUGUAAUCCUAACUGUGUGUGGGUGAUAAUCUAAUGCACCUAUCCUAUGUUCUAUGGGACUGCUACCUCAAUAAUUCAGGAUAAUCAGAGUGAAAACUAUUUUCUCAUUACUUUUGUCAUUAUUUUUAAUCAUUUAUGAAAAUUUUCAUCUUUGAUUUUGAUUGUUCAGUAUUAAGAACACAUUUUAUCUUUGCAAUAAUCUUUAUGAGCAAAGAGGAAGAUUUUAUUAUUGUUGAUAAUCACACUUCAGCCAAGGCUUUGGCAAUAUAUUUUGAAUAUCUAUUUUUAAUCACUUGAAGCAUCAAUUGGUGAUGCUACAUGAUUUUUAUAUUUUUUAUUUUAGUCACAUUUCUAUAUCAACCACCUUUCAUUUUAAUAAAAAAAAAGGGGGGGGGGGGAUAUGUAGCAUCCCAAGCAUAUUCACAUCUAUGAAAUAUAAAUGACUGUAUGGCUACUGUGUCUCCAAGCAUAAGGUUAUACCAAUGAGGCUUAUGAAUGUAACCUUGAACUGGCCAUGAGGCCCUUGGCUAAGACAAACUCAUUAACAUGCUCGGACUCAAUUCCCCGGGAAAGCAGGGUUUGCAAUCUACACGCCCAAAGGUGUUCCCUCUACCUUGCCACCCAAUCUUGAUUGUCUAUACUUUGUGAUGUGGCUACUACGUGCUUGGGAGUACCGCCCAGGCAGGACAGGAAUAAAAUCCAGAGGCAAUCCCAUGAA
Monodelphis domestica (gray short-tailed opossum) is the source of this 19829-nucleotide messenger RNA. RefSeq lists its product as uncharacterized. Lineage: Eukaryota; Metazoa; Chordata; Mammalia; Didelphimorphia; Didelphidae. The record is from RefSeq and is a predicted model, not a curated record. Gene Ontology annotation, molecular function: DNA-binding transcription factor activity, RNA polymerase II-specific; RNA polymerase II cis-regulatory region sequence-specific DNA binding. Gene Ontology annotation, cellular component: transcription regulator complex; chromatin; PcG protein complex. Gene Ontology annotation, biological process: regulation of transcription by RNA polymerase II.